AUGCCCUUUCCCUUUGUUCUCCCCACGACAUCCUCAUUCUCUUUCUCCUCAUGUUUCAGCUGUGAUUCACACCCCUCGCUGCCAUUGACCGCCAGUGGCCAACGAGGGGUCGUGAGAGAUGCCCUGAAGAAGCACAAACGAUCGCCGCCGAAUACACGCAUUCGAAGUCUAGCCGCCGUCAUCUCCAGCAUCGACGGCUAUCUGCCGUAUCUGCUCGCCGUGGACGCCGGUGUGAGCUCACAGUGCUUGGACGGUGGUGAGGUCAUAAGCGUUGUCUUGAAGACGGCGCCAUCCAUCAGCUGGAGGCCAACAUUGUCCGGCGACAUUGUCCCCGGUAGAGAAAGACCCCGUGUAAAGAUCACCUCGUUGGAGUAUGAAAUAUUUUUUGUCUUGUCUUCGCUGGCAUAUGCGUAUACCUUGACAGCCAGGUCGACGUUGCAGCCGUUGUACAUGACCACGACGAGUUUCUUGGGCACCAAAGAGAGGACAACUGCCAUCACUGCGGCUACAAAGCACCUACUUGACGCCGCGUCAAUCUACGACUACCUCUCGUUACGGAGCGAGCAAAUCUCCAGCACGGCACCAUGCGCAGAUGUUGCGCCUACUACCGCGGGGGCGCUGUCGUCGCUAGCUCUGGCAGAAGCGACACUGCUAGCCGUGCUCAAAGAUGAUCCGUAUCCGGCAGCGGUAGCCCAGGACCGUAACAAAACGGAUAAGGAGUGGAUGUUCAAGGCCCCCGAUAUUCCCAAAGUGCGAGCCCAUCUUUUUGCUCGCCUUUGUCUCGCCGCGUCUGACCAUGCAGCCAAGGCCUCCUCACUGCUACAAUCUGCCGGCUCUGGCUCCAGCAAGGUGAACCCAGUGCUUCUGAAAUACCUGGAGGACCUGCGUCGCACAAGUAGAGCAAAGGCCUGCCGAUUUUUCGGCAUCGACGCCGACCUAGGUGGGCAGACCGCCGAAGGCAUUGGCUGGCUGCGGGUUGGUUUGCAGGAAUUAGGUAUCGAGGCCAAGGAGGCGAAAAAGGGCUUCAGUCUGAGCCGGUUGAAGAAGGAUAUAAGUGAAAAGCGGGAGGAUCGUCGUGUGGAAAGGGAGACGGAUUGGGGUUCGGAUGCAGGUAGGCUUGAGGAGGCGAGGAUCAUUGAGUUGCUUGACGAAAAGUGGAACAAGAUCAAUGACACUAUGAACACCAAGGCCAUCCCGCCAGUCAGCACUCUCCUGCCCAAAAUGCCGUCUGGCCGAGAGAUCCAUACCGUCAAAUCAUAUCAACCGCCUACGCUGGAUCGAGAUGUUUUGGAAGCCAUGCGGUCAUUGCCCGACAGAGAAGAUGAUCUCGGUGAUAUGAGCUCGGAUGAUGACGCCAAGGGACCGUCCGCACCGGCUGGCGCGUUCCCAGGGACAUCAGCAGAUUAUGGCGUGAAUCGCAGCGGCAGCGGGAACGCAUACUAUUAG
Metarhizium brunneum ARSEF 3297 is the source of this 1446-nucleotide messenger RNA. It is a transcript of the gene PALC, whose product is annotated as pH-response regulator protein palC. Gene Ontology annotation, biological process: cellular response to pH. NCBI's taxonomy places the organism in Eukaryota, Fungi, Ascomycota, Sordariomycetes, Hypocreales, Clavicipitaceae. Gene Ontology annotation, cellular component: plasma membrane. The record is from RefSeq and is a predicted model, not a curated record.